AAACUCACUUUGACAACAAUGAAGUGGAGAUUUCUGUGGUUGUGUUUCCUUGCUUUGUCUGUUGCCGGUGUCAUCAAUGUCCAUGCCAGACAGCCUCGCAACCAUGUUGGCAACGUCUGCAGCACGUGGGGCAGAGAGCAUUUCAAGACAUUUGAUGGUGAUGUGUAUCAGUUCCCUGGUAUGUGUAAAUACAACCUGGCCUCCGACUGCCACGAGUCCUAUCAGGAGUUCUCAGUGCACAUGAAGAGGACAGAGGAUGGUGGAGACCCUACAGUCAGUUAUGUGGAGGUCACCAUCGGGGACUUUUCAUUCCACCUCACCAAGAGCCUGGUCACUGUGAAUGACCUUCCUGUCAAAAUGCCAUACAACCAGGCAGGGGUACAAGUAGAAAGAAAUGCUGUUUACUUCAAGCUCCAAUCCAAAAUCGGCAUUGUUGUCAUAUGGAAUGGUGACGAUGCAAUCAUGGUGGAACUCAAUCGUGACUAUGCUAAUCGUACUUGUGGACUUUGUGGAGACUUCAAUGGUGUUUCUGUCUACAAUGAGUUCAUUCUUAAUGGACGCAAAAUCAGCCCCACUGAGUUUGGCAACAAUCAGAAAGUCCAUCGUCCAAAUGAUGAUUGUGAGGACCCUAAUGAAGUGGAAGAUGAAUCACUGGAGGCUGUGACUGUGCCAGAUUCAUGCAAGGAGUUUGAAACCACCUGUCACAGGAUGUUGAACUCAGAGUCCUGGAGCUCCUGCACCAAACUGAUUAACCCUGAACCUUACAUCCAGGCCUGUGCACAGGACAUGUGUGACUGCACCAACAGUACAAGUGACUUCUGUGGCUGCAGCACACUGUCCGAGUUCUCUCGACAAUGUUCCCAUGCGGGAGGGCAGCCUCCCAACUGGAGGACACCUGAGUUCUGUGCUAAACAGUGUCCAUUCAACAUGGUUUAUGAAGAGAGUUAUUCCCCUUGCAUUGACACAUGCACACUCCCAGACACAAGUUCACUGUGUGAGGACCACAAAAUGGACGGCUGCUUCUGCCCUCCUGGAACUGUGUUUGAUGAUAUUUCCAAGAGAGGAUGUAUUGCUCAAUCUGAAUGUCAGUGCAAGCGAAACGAUAAAAUCUACAACACCAGCGAGGUUUACCGACAAGCUGAAAAAAACUGUACAUGUUUUGAGGGUAGAUGGGCGUGUGAGAGCCUUCAAACACAUGCUACCUGUGCAGUCGAAGAGGGUUCCCAUGUAACUACCUUUGAUGGGAAAACCUACACCUUCCACGGAGACUGUUACUACACCCUAGCCAAAGUGCAAAGCAAGAAUGUUGCAAGUCCAAACUUUACCAUCCGGGCCCAGUUGGUACCAUGUAAAAGCCAAGAGUUUGACACUUGUCUGAAGAACCUUAAAAUCGUGCUGAACAAUGACAGAAACAAUGUAUUAAUGUUCACUUCUGAGGGCACAGUGAAGCAGAAUAUGCAGACCAUCACUUUGCCAUACCACUCAGGUGACGUCAACAUAUUUCAAGCUUCAUCCUUUCACAUGUUGUUCCAGACCAGUUUUGGGUUGCAAAUUCAGAUCCAGCAUGUGCCUAUCAUGCAAGUCUAUGUCAGACUGGAACAGAGCUACAGAGCAAAGACACGUGGUUUAUGUGGGAACUACAACAUGGUUUUGUCUGAUGACAUGAAGACUCCUCAGGGGAUUGUGGAAGGAACAGCAUCAACAUUUACUAACUCCUGGAAAGCAAACCACGUGUGCAGAGACACAGAGGAAAGACUCGAUGACCCCUGUUCCCUCAGUGUGGAAAAUGAGAAUUAUGCCAAACACUGGUGUGCCUUGCUACUAAGUCCAAACAGCACCUUUGCACAGUGCCAUUCAGAGGUGGAUCCUGAGAUGUACUACAAGCGAUGUAUUUAUGCCAGCUGUAACUGUGAGAAGAGUGAAGCCUGCCUGUGUGCUGUCUUCUCCUCCUACACACAUGCUUGUGGAUCAAAGGGAGUGUUCUUGACAGACUGGAGAGAGAAUGUGUGCGAUAAAUACACAAGGAGCUGCCCAGCAUCUCAGAUCUUCUCAUACAAUCAUCAGAGAUGCCAGUUGACUUGCAGAUCACUAGGCUCAAAGCAGCAGAGCUGCACUUCUGACUUCUUGCCCGUGGAUGGCUGCUCCUGCUCUGAGGGUCAGUACUUAAAUGAAAACAACAUCUGCGUCCCCAUGGAAAAAUGUUCCUGCUACCAUAAUGAAGUCUACAUUAAUUCAGGGAAGUCUAUCAGCAUCAAAGACGAGCACUGCUUGUGCACCAAUGGAAUACUUCAUUGCCAUCCUCGGAGUGCCCGCUCAUCAAUAUGCACUUUACCAAAAGUAUUCUUCAACUGCUCCACUGCGGGCACAGGAGAGUUUGGACUUCAGUGUGCUCGAACUUGUUCAAAUCUGGACAACGAUGAUUGUGACUCCACAGAGUGUAAAUCUGGCUGUCAGUGUCCAAGCAGUCUCCUUGAUGAUGGCAAAGGUUCCUGUGUGAAAGAAAAUGAAUGUCCAUGUCAGCAUGAUGGGAGUCUUUAUCCCCCUGGAACACAAACCACUAACCAGUGCAACAACUGUACUUGCAAAGGUGGAAACUGGAAGUGCACGGAGAAUAAAUGUCCAGGAACUUGCAUUAUUUACGGGAGUGGUCACUACACCACAUUUGAUCAGAAAACAUAUGGAUUUCAGGGACGUUGUGACUAUGUUGCUGUCAAGAACAAAUGUGGGAAAAAAACGGUGCAGGAAAACUUUAAAGUUAUCACAGAAAAUGUACCAUGUGGAUCUACAGGCACCACAUGCACCAAAACUGUCAAAGUCCAACUCGGGCGAAUGGAAGUCAAAAUAUCAAUGGGUAAAUAUGAAGAGGAGGACAUGGGAAAGGGCCCUCAUAUUAAGUACAAAAUAAGGAAGGUUGGCUUGUAUCUGGUGAUAGAAUCUGCCAUUGGUCUGACGGUUAUUCUGGAUAAAAAAACAACUGUUCGCAUCCUCCUGGAUCCAAAGCACAGCGGAGAGGUAUGUGGCCUGUGUGGAAAUUUUGAUGGUAAUGGACAGAAUGACUUCACCACCAACGGUCAGCUGACAGUGAGCAAUCAGUUAGAAUUUGCAAACAGCUGGAAAGUGUCAAGCAGCUGCUUAGAUGUGGAUGUGAAUGUUGACCCUUGUGUCGAAAGAAACAAUAGACACACGUGGGCAAAAAAGAAGUGCAGCAUUAUAACUGGAGACACGUUCAAAGACUGCCAUAAAAAGGUAGAUUACCAUACAUUUCAUGAUAACUGCAUAAAAGACUCAUGUGCCUGUGACACUGGAGGAGACUGUGAGUGUUUCUGCACAGCAGUUGCAGCUUAUGCUCAAGCUUGUAUUGAGGCUGGUGUCUGUAUUGCAUGGAGAACUCCAGAAAUAUGUUCUGUCUUUUGUGAUUAUUACAACAGUCCAGAAGAAUGCAAGUGGCACUACCACUCUUGUCACACACCUUGCUACAAGACCUGUUUGAAUCCUCAAGGAAUGUGUAGCAAUCAUAUACCCAACCUGGAAGGUUGUUACCCUGUCUGUCCAGAGGAUGAGCCCAUUUUUGAUGAGAAGAACAACAUGUGUGUGGAGACAUGUGAAACUAUAACUAAUACUACUACUCCUGAAACGCCAACUACAACCACAAGGUCUACAACACCACCAACUGAACCCACUACUACUCCUGAAACGCCAACUACAACCACAAGGUCUACAACACCAACUGAAGCUGCUAGUACUACUCAACACCCAACGCCCACUUGCCCUGACUGGGGUAAAGUGCAAAAUGAAACAUUUCAUCUGUACAACUGCACAAUGGCCAAAUGCAUUAAGAACAAUGACAUUGUAACAUUUCGCCGUGAAUGCCCUACCAUUGAGAAAAUCAGUUGUGCCAAUGGAAUUAAACCAGUUCUUGUGUACGAUGAGUACCACUGCUGCCAACAUUAUGUUUGUGACUGUGUAUGUGAAGGCUGGGGAGAUCCACAUUACAUCACAUUUGAUGGAUUCUACUACACUUAUCAAGGGAACUGUACUUAUGUCUUGAUGAAAGAGAUUUCACCAAAAUAUAACCUGACGAUUUAUAUUGACAACGUCUACUGUGAUAUUGAUGAAGAUGUUUCCUGUCCUCGAUCUAUAAAUGUACACUAUAAAUCGCAAGCUUUCAAACUGAAGAAUCAUGAUGUCAUUGGACCGCCAAAGUUGGAGGUAUUCAAAGAUGGAGAAAGUUUGAAACUACCUUAUUCACAACAAGCUGUUAAAAUUAUGAGUACUAGCCUUACAAUGAUUUUGGAGAUCCCUCACCUAAAAGUGGUGAUUACUUUUGGAAUAACUGGCUUCAGUGUCACCCUUCCCUUUGAACACUUUGGCAAUAACACACGGGGCCAUUGUGGAACAUGCAACAACAACCAGACUGAUGAUUGCAUGUUGCCUAAUGGCAAACUGGCGCAAAGUUGUCCUGUGAUGGCUAACUUCUGGCCUGUAGGAGACUGCAAACCUCCCAAUGUAACUGUAACUCCAACAUGCAAGCCAGGCCCUGUGUGUAAUCUUCUUCAAAGCAGCGUCUUUGCAGAAUGCCAUCCCUUUGUGGCUCCUGACAAAUUCUACCAAGCUUGUGUUUUUGAUAGUUGCCACAUUUCCAACCGAACAGUGGAGUGCACAAGUUUGCAGACUUAUGCUGCUGCCUGUGCUAAGGCAGGAGUUUGUGUUAACUGGAGGAACUACACCAAAGAGUGUGUGACUGACUGCCCAUCAAAAAAAAUGUACAAGCCAUGUGGUCCUGCAGAACAGCCAACCUGUGAAGACAAUCCUUACGAGCUCACCAUGAACUUCACUACUGAGGGUUGCUUUUGUCCUGAGGGAAUGAAACUCUUCACCAAAGAGUCUGACAUAUGUGUUAAAACGUGUGGAUGUCUUGAUCCUGACGGCGUUCCUCGUGAGUUCAAUGAAAAAUUUGAGUACAAUUGCCAACGCUGUGUCUGUGAGGAGUCCACCAAGAGUGUGACUUGCGAGCCGAAGGUGUGCCCAGCACCAACCGUAACUAACUGCUUUGGUCCAGGAUUUGUCCUUGUAAACCAAACAGAUCCAGCAAACUGCUGCUGUUCUACCCUUGUUUGCCAAUGUGACUCCAAGACUUGCCCAGAAACCUACAUGAAAUGUCCAACUGGAAAAAUACCAAUUGUCAGUACUCCUGAGGGGAAGUGCUGUCCAGAACAUAUAUGUGAGCCUAAAAGAGUUUGUGUCCACGAUGAUGUUGAAUACCAGCUUGGUUCUUCAGUUCCUGGGAAUAGGUGUGAGAACUGCAUCUGUACCGGAAACAUGGACCCAAAGUUUCAACUAUUUGAAGUACUCUGUAAAUUGCAGCAAUGUGAAACUGAUUGUGAAAAGGGAUAUCAAUAUGUGAAAACUGAUAAAGACGAAUGCUGUGGGAAGUGUGUACAGACACACUGCGUCCUCAGUGUCAAUGGUACCAAGGAGCUCUUGGAGACAGGACAUACCUGGUCACCACCUGAGAAUAAGUGUGAAAAGUACACCUGUGUUAAGAUCAGUGGGACCCUCACUGUCAGAGUUUCAAACGUUUUCUGCCCGCUAUUCCAGGAGAGCAACUGCCAGCCUGACACAAUUCAGACCAGCGCAAAUGGCUGUUGUAAAAUUUGUGUGGAGAAGGAGAAGGCAUGUAAGUUAGAAUACAUGAAAACCUUUGUUACGCUCAAGGACUGUAAGUCUGACCAGGAGGUCGAUAUGCCAUACUGUGAAGGAUCCUGCAACACUUUCACCAAGUACUCAGCUGACAUGGCUACUAUGCAGCAUUCUUGCUCCUGCUGUAAGGAAAUGCGCUCCAGCAAUCGCACUGUUAACUUGCGCUGCAUGAAUGGAGAUUUGAUUACCUACACUUACAUGUACGUGGAGGAGUGCGGCUGUGGCCACACAAAAUGCACCGAAGCUGCUGAACAACCUGCUCGCAGGAAGCGAGGCUUCACCCUGGUGUGAUAAAAAAUACGUUAUCAGAUUAAUGGAUGUGGGAUGUAAAAGUUUCUUCCCAUAUUGUCUUAUCAAUCAUUACAUCUCUCACAAAGUAAUUGUUAUUGUAGAGAGACUAUAUAUCAGUUGAUUAAAAAGAUGCAACU
This is a messenger RNA of Morone saxatilis (striped sea-bass), 6128 nucleotides long. Its product is annotated as mucin-2-like. Gene Ontology annotation, cellular component: extracellular matrix. Gene Ontology annotation, molecular function: protein binding. Lineage: Eukaryota; Metazoa; Chordata; Actinopteri; Moronidae. The coding region runs from base 19 to 5991 and encodes 1990 amino acids. The record is from RefSeq and is a predicted model, not a curated record. The transcript has 44 exons.